Messenger RNA from Adineta steineri, 88 nucleotides. NCBI's taxonomy places the organism in Eukaryota, Metazoa, Rotifera, Eurotatoria, Adinetida, Adinetidae. The record is from the annotation of a GenBank genome assembly.
AUGCCAGAAAAUAGUAUUCGUAUAUUUAUUGCGUUAGCUGUUCUUACUCUCUUUGGUAUUAUUACAUUUGCUCUAGCUGCAGCUACAC